CCAAGCUCACUCCUUCCUCUCUUCCGCCGCCGCUACGAUUACGGAUCCUCGGCGCCGGCGGCAGCUGCUUCCCAUGCUCUGGAGCCCCAGUAAACUCUGGCGGGGGUGGGAGGGACAUCCUGGGAAGCAGCAGCAGCCCAACAUGGGUCUUCGGCUGGGCUGCUUGCAGCCGCCGCUGCCCUGAUUACGAGCCGCCCUCCCGCCCCUCGCGGCGGAAACCGAGGGGAGGGCCGCGUCGGGGGUGGCCGCCGCCGCCGCCGCCCUCCUCCUCCUCCUGCGAGAGUGAAGCGGGGGAGUCGCUCCCACCCGCUCGGUUCUUGCAGCUGCAGCCGCCGCCAAGCAGCGCGGCCGCCUCCGCCCCCUUUCCCUUAUCCCCGCGCGCCCAGGCCCCGUGCGGAGCCACGGCGUCCCCUCCUUUCCCGCUCCGAUGAUGGACAGGAACUACCCGGCGACCCCCAGCUACCCCGACCCGCUGGCUUCGGUCGCCGCCGCCACCGCGUCCUCGCCGCCGCCCUCAGUCUGGGCCUACGAGCGGGGCGCCAGCAGCCUCAAGCCCAGUUUAAGCUAUGGAGGAGGGCAUUCAUCCGAAACAGAUUUUCACAGGCAAACAUAUACAACUUCCCAUCAGCUUCCUGCAUACGCCACUACUUCCCUUCCCGCCGGCCUUUCUGGGAUUUUUGAUAACACUAUGCACAGCAGCAGUAACAACACUAAAGAUACAUCAGUUAUGAAUUUUCUCUCUGCAAUUGAAUCCCGCAAUGCUCAGGCUGUUUCUUCAGGAACUACUCUCUUGCCACAGUUCAGAGCUCCAACAUGGCAGCCAGGCAUGCAUUCGUCAACCGAGCUUUUUGUUACUGGAGCCUUGCCAGCCACUGGGACGUUUCCACCAACUUCGGCCUAUCAGCAUCCUAACACUUUCAGCAGUAGAAACUUUGCUGCUACUCCUUCUCUUACACUUCAAGAUGCAACUUUCAGUGCGGCAUCAAAUGGUCUUCUUACUGCUCAUGACCCUUUAUUGCAGAUCAAGACAUCCCAGAGCACCGUUCCCACAGCGCUGACCUUUGAGCGCCUGGGCAGUUCUGUGUUAAGUACCAGCAUACCACCACAGUCUUCAACAUAUCGCUCUGCUCAAGAGUCUGCACCCCAUCUCUUGCAGCCACAGUUCAGUUUGUUGCCUUCAUCACUUGGAGGAGCUCAGCAGGCUCCACAAGUCUAUAGUUCACCUCUGUUUACUGGUUCCACUGCCUCAAUUGAAAGAGCCCUGCAGCGAGAAUGUAGUGUUAUUAAGCACCAUCAGCGGCCUUCGAGCACACAGUCUGUUCAGGCACAACUGACUGGUUCACAGCAUUCCUUACACAACUAUUUAUCAAGUGCAAGUGAAAACGAUUUUCAGGAUACAUCCCGUCAGUCUUCCCUAUCUUGUAGCCCAGUCGAUGAUGCUACUCAGGUGAGCAAUGGCAGACCCCAGCAAAAGACCUCUCAAGUUUCAGUAGAACUUGCUCAGUCAUACACGUCAGCGAUUCCAUCACCUGGUUUUCCAUCUGUUUCCACUGCAAAGGCAAAACACUGUUCUACGAAGCAGCCACCAAGAUCAACAAAGACUCCUAAGCCACAAAGCAUUGCCCCUACUGUGCAGACACAAAGCUUUUCCAAAACUGCACAGAGCCAGAAUUCUGUAAUAGCAGGUCAAGCACAAAUCUAUUCUACAGCACAGCUUCCAAGCCUCUUGUCAGUAAGCCAAUCACAAAACUAUGUUUCAACGCAAUCACAGAAUGUGCCACCGGUCAGUCAUGCACAGGUAUUCUCAGCCAUCAAGGUUGAGAAGCUGCCACCACUGUAUAAAACACUUGCUUUUCCUGGGCAAUCACAAGCAAUAACUUCAGAUAGCCAGACACUAAGCUAUUCUUCUGAUCAACAGGUAUUAAGUUCAGUUUCAAAUGGCAAUUACUCUGGGCAAACGGAUCUUUCUUCAGUCAGCCAAUCUCAAAAUUACUCUUCUAGUCAUUCUCAGGGCUUGUCAACCAUUAGCAGAUCCCAAGGUAACUAUUCAUCUCAAUCACAGGUUUUGUCAGUGGUUAGUCCUUCAGAAACAUACACAACAGGGCAAUCUUUAACAUUAAUGUCGCCAUCUCUUCCAUAUUCUUCUCCACAUAUUCAGAACUUGUCAGCCUCGAACCCUCCCCAGAACUAUAUUUCUUUACAUUCUCAGGCACAAGAGCCAUCUUCUCCACAGUCUCAAAAGUUUUUGCCAGUUGUCCAAUCAACUUCUUUUGCAAUGCCUGCUCAUUCACAGGCAUUGCAAAACAACAGGUCUUCCUCAGAUACUAAGUUAUACAAUAAAAGGGAAUCUGACCCUAACUUAUAUCAAACGUGUAAGCAAGAGGAACAGUUCCCAAUGCAAGAUAUGCAGGCAUUGCAACAGCAAACAUCUUUGGAUUCCUCCACUCAGAGGCUAACUGACGAUGAAGUUAAUGCUCAGGAUACAAAUUACAAAGUUUCCAAAGCAGAUAAUAGGUAUUCUCAAAGUGUAAUCAGGAGUAACUCUCGCCUUGAAGAUCAAGUUGUUGGGUUUACUUUUCAGGGAUCAAAAAAAGACGAAAGAAUGGUUAGUUCUGUGGCACAGCUCACCCAGCAAAUUGGUCAUAUCACUAAUGUAGGAAGCCAUGAUAUUAAAAAGGCAGCUAAUUUAUUGCCAACAACCCAAGUAAAUGUGGAUUCUAAAGAACUCAGCCAGCAGCAUUCUCUUCUGCAUAAAGUACAUGAAGCGAAAGCAUCAGAGCAACAAGGCCAAGUCAUGAGCACACCACCACAGCUUCACAGUCAAACCAUAAGACAUGGCCAUCAGCUGUGUUUGCCUGGUGCACAGGUACUUCUAGAAUCUGCCUGUGAUUUGCAAAUGCUUCAGCAGUCAAUACUACAAUCUGGCUUUGGGCACACGAAAGGUUCUUCACAAGUCCAGCUGCGCCUUCAGGGUUCUCAGCAGGUGAAUCACCCGUUCCUUCAAGUAGAUGGUCAUAUGAUUCAGAGUAAUGGAGGACAUUCUCAGCAGCAGCUUCAUUCUCAAGACUCUGAAGUUAUGAAAAUGAACAUUUCUGAACCAUCAAAGCCACUACAGCAACACUUGACAUUGAAAGAGAAUUUUGUGCGGCCAGAUCAUGAAUCUAAGCAUCAUUUUGGUUCCCUUAGUUCUGUAUGUUUUCCAGAGUCUAUGCUUCUCAACGAUGAGAGGAAUAUACUGUCUAAUGUGGAAGAUAUCUUGGCAGCAACAGCUGCAGCUUGUGUAGGAACAACGUCUGAAUUUGCUAAAUCUACGGCUAAUGAAGAAAAUAUCCAGUCAGUUGAAAAUGGGGACAUUUCUAAGUCUCAAUUCCAGACAAUAGAUGUCAGACAUGUGAGUUCUAGCUUCAACAACUCAUCAUCUGUUGUUGGAAAGCCACUGAACAUAGACAAUAUUUCUUUAAAUGGAGGCCAGGUUACACUAAACCUAACAGCAGUGCCUACAAUGCAGCCAAAAAAUAGGAACCUUGACCAACAGCACCUUGAGACUCCUGAUCACAUCAUUCCUACUAGAGUUGCUACCUCAGAGCUUGAACAGAGGCACGAACAGGUUCCUGGCUUAGUUAAGCAGCAGUCUGGCAUUGGUAAUGAAUGUGAAGAUAAAAACGAUAUUCGUAUGGAUAGUACAAUAAAUGUACCCCAUGGUGUUUUUAACAUGGAAAGUGACAACACUGUGACAGGAAGCAAAACUAAAGUUCCGCUGCAGCCAAUAUCUAUGCAACAACCAGGUGUUGAAAAUGGCAGCAGAGCUGAAGGCAAGAGCCAAGAUUUAUCACAAGAGGAACUUCAGAAGCAAAAGGACAGAGGACAAAAUCAGCUUAAAAAUCCCAACGAAGAUGGCAUGCACCAGAAGCAAUUGAAGCGAAGUGGACAGUGCAAACGUCAGAAUUCAAGAGGAACCGAUGUUGCCUUGCCAUAUUCCCCUGCUCCUGAAAGCUGCCAUGAAACUUACCAGCAUCAAGAGAAAAUGAGGCAAAAAAUAAAAGAGGUGGAAGAAAAACAACCAGAAGUCAGAACAGGAUUUAUUGCAUCUUUUUUAGAUUUCUUGAAAGGUGGACCCAGGCAACAGUUUUCAGCUCCUCCUGUGCGUGUUCCUAGUCGUGUGCGGAGACCUGUUACCCCAGUUGUUAGAGCACCUUGUCCACAUCCACUUUCAAAACCUCACAUGGCAGCAGCAGCACCUUCUGCCUCACUUGAGAGCAGCAAUGAAUGUUCAAGCAGAAAGGGUGAUGAGGAACUGAAGAAAAAUUCAGAAGCAUUGCCAUCGUUUUCUUCUGAUGAAGAUUCUGUAGGGGCUAACCAGGAUCUUCAAAAGUGCAUCACUUCUGCAUUAUCAACUUUGGACGAUGCUUCUGAUAAAAAGAAAAAAUCAGAAAUCGUCAAGACCAUAUCUAAUGCCACCACCAAUACUGUUGAAAGGAAGGAAUCUUCUGAAACAACUAGUUCUGUGGCAGAUUCUCAGGUGAAAAUUUGUUCAGUGCAACAUGAGAAGGGCAGAGUUGUUACAGAACACUUAGCAAAAACACAGGCAACUGCUGCAAUAGAAGGAUAUAUUGAGGAUGACAACGGAGAAAGUGGAGGCGAGGGCGUGUACAGAGAACGUGAUGAAUUUGUAGUGAAGAUUGAAGAUAUAGAAUCACUAAAGGUUGCUUUAAAAACAGGAACGGAACCUCCAGCCAUCUGGAAGGUUCAAAAAGCUUUGUUGCAGAAGUUUGUUCCUGAAGUGCGAGAUGGGCAGAGAGAGUUCACAGCUACUAACAGUUAUCUUGGGUAUUUUGGAGAUGCAAAAUCAAAGUACAAAAGAGUAUAUGUGAAGUUUAUAGAAAAUACAAACAAGAAAGAGUAUGUCAGAGUGUGUUCCAAGAGACCCAGAAAUAAGCCUGUACCGCCUGCAAGGCCUGUCCAUUGUAAGCCAAGCACUAGCAUCAAUAAAUCUCCUGAGCCUCCAGCAUCAAAAACUACACCUGCAACAACAAAAGUUUCUGUAGUGAAACCCAAAGCUAAGCAGCCAAAGAUAAAGGCAGAACCACCACCAAAGAAACGGAAAACAUGGAAAGAAGAAUUGCCCCCUGCCCCUCAACUCCAGAAUGAUGAAGAAGACACUGCAUCUCCAGCUCCUAUUAUUGCUCGUUUUUUGAACACCAGAGCUAUGAAAGAAACAUUUAGGAGCUAUAUGGAACUGCUUGUUAGUAUUGCCUUGGAUCCAGAUACUAUGCUGGCAUUGGAGAGGAGCAAUGAUGAGCUGCUUUUGCCUCAUAUGAGAAAAAUUGAUGGCAUGCUAAAUGACAAUAGAAAAAGGCUGCUGUCCAAAUUGAGCUUGGAGCGUUCACUCAAGGCUGCUUUGGAAAGCUUCCCUGAACUGACCGUAAUCAAUCGAGAUUCUAAAACAAAAACUGGAGUGAGUGUAAUUCCUAGAAUCAAAAUGAAUGGCAAAGCUUAUAACAAGAAAACACUGAGGAUUUCUAAAGCAGCCUCAAAAUUAGCACAGGAGUUUGCUGUAGAUCCAGAAAAGAUAUCAUUGUGCUCUUUAUAUCACUCACUCCAUCAUUACAAAUACCACAUGUUUCUGAGGUGUAAAGUUGAGAUUUCUUCCGUUCAGAAGAAGAGUGGAGAUCUAGGCCAGGAGGAGAUUGUACAGCAAUGCAUGAAAAAUAUGAAAUGGGUAGAAGACCUCUUUGAGAAGUUCGGUGAACUUUUGAAUCAUGUACAGCAGAAAUGUUCAUAACAGACACUGUCCCAAAUGUUACUUUUUUUCUCUAUAGCACACAUCAUGAGAAACUGAAAGGUCAGAGAAGCUCUGGUUAAUCUGGUCAUGCCACACUAUUCUGAGUCUGAGGAAUCUGUGGUGUUCUUGGUUCCGUGGCUUCUGAUGAGGAAAAAUUAUGCUGCCAUGAAAAUGGAACUACAAAUGAACCUCACUGCAUUUUUAAUCUGAAGAAUGAUUUUUUUUUCUAUUUUAUAAACUCUUGUAUUGAAAUGACAGGUUUAUUUUUGAAAUGAUCAAAGCAUGCACUAAAUAUAUAUUUUUGGGCUACGGUGAAAAUAAUACUGAAAAUAUGGCCUUUUCUGGCUCUGUACACAAUGUACAAAUAUUUACAUUGGUCUGAUCAAGUAGAGUCUUCUACAUUUUGCAAACAGAGCUAAUAUGACGUUAAAUUCGCCAUAUUUAACGUCACCACAAAUUCAGAAUUAUUCUGCUUUAUGGACUCCUUUUACUGCUGUUAUGUUCAGGAGGCUGAACAUGGAGUUGGUGCAAUCCUUUGACGGCUGUUUUGUGUCAAAUUAUAUUGUAAUGAAGCGCAAUGACUUUAACUAUUUUCCCCUUUUUUAUUUUGAAGAAAAACGUAUUUUUCUUUAUACUGUGCUUUUUUUUUCCUUUGGAAAGAAAUCAGUUGUACAUUUUAUCUCACAAAUAGUUGUAUUUUUCACAGAGAAAAUAUUUGUGGCUUACAAUUGUUUUGUGUAUCUUUGUAAUACACUUUCAUGGUUUUCAGUAAAUUCUGUUCAUUUUUAUAUAUUAAUUUCAUAUUGUAAACUAUAUCUUAAGAUAAUCCUUUUGUUUAUACAGGUUUCCUUCAGUGUUAACCAGGAAUAAGACAUACUAGACUUUAUAAGUUUGCUUUAUAAGUUAAGUUGUGUUUAAACACUGCAUUUUAUUUUCUGAUUAAUGAAAAUAAAUUUCUUACUAAAAUAACAUGAAUAAUUGAAAUUUUCAUUGAAUAGCUACUAUAUUUCUCUUCUGGAUACCGAAGAUUGAUGAUUGGAUAGACUAUAUGCAGUGUUAAACACAGCUGACAUUUUUUAAAAAUUGGUAAUGGCAGAACUGUUUGCUUCUUGGUGCCUUUUCAAAUCCUCAGACAUUCUUUUGUAGUUGUCUUUCUCAGCUGGGUUAUUUUUUAAAUCAGUAGGACCAGUAGUCCCACUUAGACUACAAAUGUGUUAAACUGAGAUCAGUAGGAAAAUUUCUUCAUCUGCCAACAGAAUGCCUUACCUUAGUCUUGGAUUCAAAAUGUGUAAGUCCUCUGCUUGGAUUUGUAAAAGGACUAAACGUAUUGUACUUUUGUCAGAUAAUAUAUAUACAUAAAUUAUAUAUAUAUAUAUAAUUCAAUUGUCCUUUCACUGCCACUUAGUGCCUUAAUUUCAGCCAAGAAAGCAGGAUUCUUCAUUCACUAGCCAAUCAGGAUAUUCUUAUAUGUAGCAUGGUGUAUUUUCUUUAGUUGUACAUAUGUUCAUUGCACCUUAGAUUUGUAAAGAAGAAUGAAAGGCUGUGAUCAUGAAUUAAACUAGGAUUUCAAAAUAUGAAAGGACAACAUUUUUGAUCUUGAUAUCUAUUAUGUUGGUUUACCUCUGCAUUUUCAAAAGGUUUUUAUAUUGUAGGACGUGGUGGUACUCCAUUUUUCUGAUGGGGGGGGGAAUGCAAUGAAAAAUUUGGUAAAUUUCUUGUUGAUAUUUGUCUUAAAAUAUCUUCAUACUGCACUUGCCUUGAAAAAGCCAAGUUGUAUUACUGUGACUGUGACUUUGCUGUAUUUCUGCUACUUCUGUAGAAGAACUAAAGGUCUAGACUCAAGCUAUACCAGUGUUAGGGCUGUAUCUUGAUCCUCUUCCUAGAAACAUUUCAGGCAUGAAUCUUACCUGCAAACAAAGAAGCGUAAUACUGCCGAAUUAUCUUGGAAACCUCAGCAUAUAUACAUCCUCCCUGCAAACAAAUGUACAUCUUCACUCAUAAUUAAGGCUGCAAUCUUUUACCUGCUUAUCCAAGCCCUGUAGAACUUCUGAGACUUUCUUUUGAGCAGGCAUCUGUAGCAUUGCUCUGUGAGAGUAUGUAAUGUUAGGAAGAUAUUUGAAAGUCUUUUUAUAAUGUAGAUGCAAUAUCCUUGGGGCCAUCGUGUAAAUAACCUGCUCAGCUGGAGGAAGAUACUCUCAUACUUCUCAUUUUAGAAUUGAAAUACUUAAAAACCAGUCACUGAAGGUUCAAAGUGCAAAAACAAAAUGUGUUCUUCUACAGCAAAGUAAUGUACAUUUCAACACAAGCUUACACAUAUAUUGGUUUAAUAAUUAAACUUUAAUUAAACAAAAGAGCUGGGGUUGCCCCAUGUUGUAGACCAGGCAUCUCCAAACUGCGGCGCUCCAGAUGUUUUGGCCUACAACUCCCAUGAUCCUUAGCUAGCAGGACCAGUGGUCAGGGAAGAUGGGAAUUGUAGUCCAAAACAUCUGGAGGGCCGAAGUUUGGGGGAUGCCUGUUGUAGACCCAGGAUGAAAGCCUAUGCCCACUUACCUAAGACUAAGUCUCAUUUAAAUCAAUGGAACUUACUUCUGAGGAAAUUGGUAGGAUCGUGCUGAGUCGGUGGCAACUUUAUCAAGUGAAUGAUAAAUAAGAAACUUUCUCAGGAAUAUGGGAGUAGAAUGGAAAAGACAGUUUUGUAUUGCUAGAUGGGUGUUCAACUUCCUACCUUCAGAGAACUCUUGCAUCAACUGGUUUGCCCUCCCUGUGUUUCAAGAAAUGCCUGUACGUUGCAAGGAGUGUCUGUUCUAGGGUACACAACUUCAUGUUGAGCAUUGGUGAGGCCUAUUAGGCCUAAUCACUAUACCACAUGAAGUGUGGACAUCUUGAAACACACCCAAUGUCUUUUGUGACUCUGUGGCGCAGGAAAAGGUCGGCAGCUGUAGGGGCCUGGGUGUAUUCCUAGGCACAAUUGCACACCAUUUCUCUCUUAAUUGAGAAGCCUCUAAUUAGUUUUGAGCAUCUUCCAUGGUUCCUAUAAACAACAGAGAAUAUCACCAUGCUAGGCAGACAAUGUUUUAUGUAUCCAGAAUUAAGCAAGUUUAGGAGAAUUAAAUGCCAUUUGGGAAAAUAAAAUGUAAGCAAAGAUUUUAGGCUUCUUAUACCAACAGAUUGAAGAAAUUUGCCUUCGCUGUAGCAAUAACUCUGUAUUUCCUGCAUUCAGGGAAUAUGUUUUGUAGCUAUAAGGGGACAGAGUAACAGCAACGUUACUUGAGAAAUCCAGUUAUUUGCUCAGAGACAUUUUCUAAAUAUUCUGGGAUAAAAAUUGAACAUUACUCGUGACAACCGCCUUGUGUUUUCUUCCUUCCAAGGAACCCCCCCCCCCCCGGGGCAAGUAGAAGUUUUGAGAGAGUGCUGGAUAUGCUUUGGAGAACUGCCAGUGCACUUACAAUAAGUAGAGUUAUAGGAUUUGAGCAGCGGAAACCUCACCUAAAUGCAAUAUAUGCUGAAACUGUUCAGACUUUCUUCCACUUUGUAUUUAGGAUUGUGAUGUAGCUGAUUUGAAUAGGAUACAUCAACCAACAUUGUACACACAUGUCACUUGUGUCUAUAAUACUGCAAGAAUGUGGAACUGGCUGGCUACAGAUGUGCAUGUGAUUUCCAACUAUUCAGUACCCACUCAAAUGUAUAAACAUGAAGUUCUCAUUCUUUGUAAAUGUAUCAGUGGGGGCAAGCAAACAAAUCGAUAACACUGUGCUAAACUAAAUAAUUGCACCUGCAUAUUGGUAAUCCAACAAACAUUGUUUUGUGUCCACAUCUCUAAAUGAUGUAUAUCAUUUGAUUUUUCUUCUUCUUUUAAGCCUCUGUUUGCAUCAAAAGUGAUACAACUGGAUUGUACAGUCUUCUUUAACAGAACAUUGUAUCAUUUACUUUUGCUUUAAGUAAUAUAUGUUAAAAAGGAAACUCAAACUGUCUUCCAAUAAACAGGUCUUCAUAGAGGAAAUAUAUUUUAAAUAUUUAAAAUUUUACUACUAUUUAAAAUAAUUUAAAUAGUUUAAAUAAUUUAAACAAGCCAAAACUAGGACAUUGAAAAUCAGUGUAUAGUAACUUCAGAUUUGUUAAUGGCAAUUUAACAUUUUUCAUCCUACACUAACAUACAUUUUUGUAGUAUUACACAGUGCACUUCCUUCUAUAUAUCUAUGCUAUUUAAGUUCACAUUUCAUUCACAAAAUGCAUAGUAAUAUCUAUCAUUUUAUGUACGGCAAACAUUUAGGCCAGGACUAAUGAGAGGUGCUUUUUUAGUCCAGUUUUUAGGUGGUCCACAAUAAUGUAUAAAGCUAAGAAAAAGAAAUCACAUUUUUUGUAUUGUUGAUUUGAUGUUACUAAGCUCAUUAAAGUAAAGACACUUUUUCAAAAUGCUGUUUAGUGGUUUAUUAAGCUUGAAAACAUUAAACUGAAGUAAUUGGGAGUGACUAAGGCAAGCGGCUUUGUAAAUUUGCAAAGUACUCCGUUGGUAUAAUGAUUCAAAUAUGACUCUGUUUUGGAAACCAAAUGGCGGCCACAAUCUUCACAUAUAUGAAAGACUUGCAUGCAUGCACAUGUAGCAGAUUUCCCUACUUUUCACACAUAAUUUAGCUGUGCCACAUUGUAAGUUGCCUUUGGAAACUCAGAAUAAGGAGGAAACUCAGAAUAAGGAGGAAACUCAGAAUAAGGAGGAAGGGUAGGGUGCAGUUGCAAAACAUGGGAGAGAAACGGCGGCUGCAUAUGCUGUGGUUCAAGAAUACUGUAAUUGGCAGGAAAUGGAGGCAUGGCUACUUACUCAACAAGGUUUUUGCCUGGAGAUUUUUAGGAUGUUCACUACUGCUGCAGGUCUGGAGGUUUUUAUGACUGAACUUGUUUGGAAUUCUUAUUUUAAUUAUAUUGUAAUGUACACUGAGAUCACAUGAUGAAGGGCAGGCUUAAAGUAUGUGAAAUAAAUAAGCAUUCUGUAUUUCUGUAGUAUAACUUGUGUGGAUUUUAUUUAUUUUUAUUAUAUGUGACCUAUAUGCUGAAAGUCUGCUUGUCUCUUCAAGGAUAAUGGGCACACUGCACAUUUUCAUAAGCAACUGUUUAUGUAUUCCUUUUGCUGGUCUCUUCAGAAUGGCUUCAUUUUGACUGAAUGAAGCCAUUGUUCAUAGGUUGGAGAAAGAUGCAGAUGAGGAGUCAUUAAAAAUAACUGGAAUGUUUAUGAAAUAUUUAUGGUAAAUAACCAUUUGGUAUAAUCCAAGAUCAACACACAAGAUGCAAAGAAGCAACUCACACUAAUAUAAAGUGAAACAUCCGUGCUGCUCCAAACACUAAAUUAAAAAAGAUACAGUGAAGACUACAGUAACUUGUGAUGUGGCAAACUAUUCUGCAUGAACAAAAUCUAGACUUACUGCCUGAAUCGAGCCAUUUUC
Zootoca vivipara (common lizard) is the source of this 11217-nucleotide messenger RNA. RefSeq names its product glutamine and serine rich 1 (gene QSER1). NCBI's taxonomy places the organism in Eukaryota, Metazoa, Chordata, Lepidosauria, Squamata, Lacertidae. The record is from RefSeq and is a predicted model, not a curated record.